GAAAUAUGAAGCGAAGUAUGCCAGGUCGCUCAAUUGGAGAGACCGAUUUAGGAAUUAAGUGAAAUCGCCGUUGACUCUUACAAAUAGCGAUCCACAAUGUAGAGAUUUUACUGGAAACUGUCAAGCUUAUUUGAGGAAUAAUGCAGCUGAAGCACUUACAAACAGUAACAGAGGCAGAGAACUGUGCAUCAAAGGUUCUGGCCAUUGCAUGGGCACCAAACAACAGUAAAUUUGCUUGUUGUAUGUCAGAUCGCCUCAUCCAUAUAUUUGAUGAGAAGGGUGUGAAACGUGACAGAUUUUCAACAAAACCAGUUGACUCAAAGUAUGGGAAAAAAAGCUAUGUUGUAAAAGGCAUAGCAUUUUCUCCUGAUUCCUUGAAGAUUGCUGUUGGUCAAACUGAUAACAUAAUUUUUGUUUACAAGAUUGGCAAAGACUGGGGAGAGAAGAAAGUAAUCUGUAACAAAUUCCCUCAGCAAUCAGCUGUAACAUGUUUGAUCUGGCUCACCAGUGGUCCCAUAAUUUAUGGUCUAGCUGAUGGGAAAGUACGAAUAGCUAAUGCCAAAACCAAUAAAUCACAUCCAUUGUAUAGCACAGACUCAUAUGUAAUUGCCCUUGCAGCAAAUUCUCAGGGAACUGGAUUCAUCUCAGGUCACGCAGAUGGUGCUGUUGUGCGUUACUAUGUCACAGAAGAUGCAGCAAUGGAGAAAAUGGGAAGAGUUGUGAUGCAUCCUGUUCCACCUUAUGCCUUAGCAUGGCCCAAUAAUCAUAUACUAGCUGGUGGAUCUGACAAGAAGAUCACUAUUUACAGCAAAGAUGGACAGGUGGCCACACAAUUUGAUUACUUACGUGACAGUACUGAGAAGGAUUUCACCAUUGCAUGCUGCAGCCCAAGUGGGCAGUCUGUUGUAGUUGGCAGCUUUGACAGGAUACGUGUCUAUAACUGGAGUCCUCGAAAAAUGACCUGGGAAGAGACUAAGCCUAAGGAGAUAGCUAACAUGUAUACAGUCACAGCGCUUGCAUGGAAACGUGAUGGUUCUCGAGUAGCCUGUGGAACUUUGUGUGGUGCUGUAGAGCUCUUUGAGUCAGUGCUAAAGCGAAUGGUAUGGAAAAACAAAUUUGAAAUGGCCUAUGUUGGUCCUAGUCAGGUUAUCAUAAAGCCUCUGAGUACGGAGCUGCAAGGCAUAAUUUUAAAAUCCCAGUACGGAUAUGAAAUUGAAGAUGUUCGGAUCAUGGGUGAGGAUAGUUACGUAUUUGCUCGCACUUCAGAUACAAUACUUGUUGGAGAUCUGACACGUAAUUUGUUAAGUGAAGUUGUCUGGCCAAAUACGGGGUGUCAUGAGAAAGUAUACUUUGACAAUCCCACAGUCUGUCUAAUUUUCAAUGCUGGAGAACUGAGUCUGGUUGAGUAUGGAAUCAAUGAAAUCCUUGCAUCUGUUAGAACAGAGUUUGUUAAUCCUCAUCUUGUAAGUGUACGGCUUAAUGAAAGAUGUAAAGCAUCUGAAAAUAAUAAGAAAUUGGCAUAUUUGCUAGAUCUGAAGACAAUUUGCAUAUUGGAUCUUGUGAGUGGUGCUACAAUAGGUCAGCUGAGUCAUGACUCCAAGAUUAACUGGUUAGAACUGAAUGAAACAGGCCGCAAACUUCUUUUCCGAGACAAAAAGAUGAGGCUAAACAUUUUUGAUAUUCCAUCAACAACAAAGACAUCCAUACUGAAUUACUGCACAUUUGUUCAGUGGGUCGUGGAUAGCGAUGUUGUUGUAGCCCAGUCUAGAAACAACAUGUGUAUUUGGUACAACAUUGAUGUUCCAGAACAAGUCACACUAAUUACAAUAAAAGGAGAAAUUGUUGAAAUUGUCAGGAUGGAUGGAAAAACAGAGGUUGUUGUGCAAGAAGGUAGUCAUCAGCUUGGUUAUGAACUUGAUGAGGGACUCGUUGAAUUUGGGACUGCUUUGCAUGAUAAUAACUUUAUAAGAGCCAUUACAUUUUUAGAAAACUUGGGAGAUAAACCAGAAGCUGAAGGAAUGUGGACAAAUCUUGCCAAUAUAGCAGUUGCUGAGAAUAAUUUAAAAAUAGCACAAAGAUGCUAUGCAGCAUUAGGUGAUGUGGCAUGCAGUCAUUUCCUCAAGGAAACCAUAACAACAGCUGAAAACUAUGCCAAAGAGUAUGGUGGUAAUGGAAUGCUGUGUCCUGAUGUGUUGGCUCGUAUGGCAAUGUUCAAUAAAACGUUCAAAGAAGCUGAAGCCAUAUAUAUUGAACACAACAAUCUUGACAAAGCAAUUGAAAUGUACCAGAAACUUCACAAAUGGGAUGAAGCUCUUGAACUAGCAGAAAUGAAGGGUCAUCCUAAGUCUGAAGAAUUACGUAACAAGUAUAUGAAAUGGUUAUUGGAAUCAAAACAGGAAGACAAAGCAGGAGAAAUUAAAGAAAGAGAAGGAGACUAUGAAACUGCACUUAACUUGUAUUUGAAAUCUAAUAUGCCAGCCAAAGCCUCCAGAUUGUUGCAGAAUAAUUAUGAACUGCUACAAAAUGAAGAAAUUGUUUCAAGAGUGAUCUCUGCUUUAGUGAAAGCUCAAUUGUAUGAGCAGGCUGGUGAUCUGUGUGAGAAAGUAAAUGACACAGAAAAAGCCUUCCAGUACUACAGAAGAGGAAAUGCAUUUGCGAAAGCUAUUGAAUUGGCACGAUAUGUGGCACCAUCAGAUGUCAUUAUUUUGGAAGAGCAGUGGGGUGACUUCCUUGUUUCAAAUAAGCAGUUAGAUGCAGCUAUAAAUCAUUAUAUAGAAGCAGGCAAAACCUUAAAGGCACUACAAGCAGCUAUGGAUGGAAAGCAGUGGAGAAAAGCUGUACAGAUAAUUCAGGUCAUUGAUGAUACAGAAGCAGUUUCCAAACACUAUGCAACAUUAGCACAACAUUUUGUUUCAAUGAGGGACUUCUCAACAGCUGAACAAAUGUUUCUUCAAGCUGGUAUGUUCCAGGAUGCAAUAGAUAUGUACAAUCAAGCAGGUGAAUGGGAAAUGGCUCAUCGUUUGGCUUCUAAGUACUUAGACUCAGAGAAAGUGUCUCUCAUGUAUAUCAACCAGGCAAAAGAUAUGGAGAAACAAGGAAAACUAAAAGAAGCAGAGAAACUGUAUCUCUCUGUAUCUGAACCAGAUGCUGCCAUCUCCAUGUACAAGAAACAUCAACAAUAUGAUCAGAUGAUGCGUUUAGUCACACAGCAUCAUCCUGACCUUGUGCAAACCACGCACCUGCAUUUGGCACAGCAGCUUGAAGGUGAGGGUGCCUUUAAAAGUUCUGAACAACACUACAUAUCUGCAGGAGAAUGGAAGAGCGCUGUUAACAUGUAUCGUAAUGCUGGAAUGUGGGAUGAUGCUUUUCGGGUAGCAAAAAAUCAUGGUGGUGUCCAAGCCAGGAAUCAAGUGGCUUUCUUGUGGGCCAAAUCUCUUGGAGGGGAAUCAGCUGUGAAAUUACUUUCAAAACUUAAUCUAUUGGAAGUAAGCAUUGAUUAUGCGUGUGAAACAUACCAGUUUGACUUUGCAUUUGAGCUGGCACAAUCUGGGUUAAAAUCAAAACUUCCUGAUAUUCAUUACAAGUAUGCUAUGACAUUGGAAGAUGAAGGCAAAUUUCAAGAAGCUGAAGAAGAAUUUGUCAAAGGUGGUAAACCAAAGGAAGCAGUACUCAUGUACAUACACAACCGAGACUGGGAUAGUGCUCAACGAGUGGCAGAAAAUCAUGACCCUGAAUCAGUAGCUGAAGUCCUCCAAGAACAGGCAAAAGAUGCUUUCAACAACAAAAACUUUCAACUGUUUGAAUCCUUGCUCUUACGUGCUCAGUUACCAGAACUUAUAAUCAAAUAUUAUCAGAAAGAGAUGGUAAAUAUGUUGCAAGAAACAAAAUAG
This is a messenger RNA of Schistocerca piceifrons (Central American locust), 3890 nucleotides long. RefSeq names its product intraflagellar transport protein 172 homolog. The record is from RefSeq and is a predicted model, not a curated record. Bases 141 to 3890 code for a protein of 1249 amino acids. The transcript has 24 exons. Lineage: Eukaryota; Metazoa; Arthropoda; Insecta; Orthoptera; Acrididae. Gene Ontology annotation, cellular component: intraciliary transport particle B; axoneme; ciliary basal body. Gene Ontology annotation, biological process: intraciliary transport. Gene Ontology annotation, molecular function: protein binding.